Messenger RNA from Naegleria lovaniensis, 441 nucleotides. RefSeq lists its product as uncharacterized. NCBI's taxonomy places the organism in Eukaryota, Heterolobosea, Eutetramitea, Acrasida, Naegleriidae. Bases 1 to 441 code for a protein of 146 amino acids. The transcript has a single exon. The record is from RefSeq and is a predicted model, not a curated record.
AUGAAUAAGGAAGCUCCUGUGACAUGUAGUUCAGAACAUGUUCAGACGGAACAUGUUAAUGAUAAUUCCAAUUCUCAAAUUCCAAUAACUGAAAACAAUGAUCUACCAAAUAAGGAGAACCACUUGUCUUCCUUGCUCACGACUGUUCUCUCAAAUAAUUCGUUAGACGUACCUCUGACAUUUUCCAAUAUUGAAAAAGACGAUUUUGUUUUUCAAAUGAUUCGAGGAGAUGGAAAUUGUUUUUACAGAGCUUUUGCAUUUUCAUUUCUUAAAAUAUUGGGAGAACGAGAAGAAUCGUUUCGAGUGAAAAUUUGGAACCAUUUUCUUAAAGGGGUUUUAACCAUCAUGAAAAAUAGUUUUAAACUUCCGAGUCAUUUAAAUUCUUCAUUGUCAGAGAUUCGAACAAGAAUUUUUGACUUUUUAGUGAACUAUUUCGGAUAG